GCUAUCUAUUAGAUACUGCUCUAAGGUUAAGACCGUUCUUUAUCAUGGUUGCUAUGGUUGCUAUGCUACCAACCAUACCAAGCAUACCAACAAAAGAUGCUAAUCAAAGAGAAGGAGAACGAGCUGAGACAGGCAAGAUAUUGACAGUAGGAGCAGGUAUCAGUAAGAUAGACUCAGUAGCUGGAACAAGGAUAAGCGAGUUAGCCGAUGCAGGAAGCUCAGGAACCGAAGGAGUCAGUGAAAGUGAAAGACAUCACCAAGACGAAGGAAUGAGAAGUAGAGGACUUGAUGAAGGAGUGAUUUCCUCCCUGAUGAAAUCUCGUAAUCCUCCAACGCAAAGAGCAUACUAG
Messenger RNA from Dentiscutata heterogama, 350 nucleotides. The record is from the annotation of a GenBank genome assembly. NCBI's taxonomy places the organism in Eukaryota, Fungi, Glomeromycota, Glomeromycetes, Diversisporales, Gigasporaceae.